GACAAUGAAGCCCUGGAUCACGCCGGCUGCGAUACUGUUCUCUGGCUGCCCGCCAACAACCCAGAAGAUUUAGUCCACAUGAAGAACAAUCAAAAUGAAGAUGUGGCGAAGACAGCUCCCAGAACAGGCCAGGCUAAGGCAGGAAGAGGAGGACCCCAGUCAAGCACCAAGAAGAAAGACAAAUCUCCAUCACAGAAUGGAGGUUCAGAAGUGUGGCCGCCGCCAACGGAUCGGCCCAACAGCAGGCAGAGGGACCUGAUUGUUCACACCAAUGGUGGUGUGGCAGAGCCUAGAGGUACUGCUAAAAGGAGCCAGAAGGCUGGGAAGAAAGCAAGUGGAAAGAAUGGAAAAGAGGGCACCAAGAAAAGCCAUGAUUCCAAAGAUCACCUUCCACCAGACCCCUUGCUAGUUGUGGGACAGUAUCUGGACAUAGCCCAGGGACCAGCCAGGAUACCGGUCCCAAGCCGAGCUUCAACUCUCCCUGCCCAGGAGAACACCACCCCUGGGGUCCCGGAUCUGAGGAAGGGCCCUGGAGGAUCCGCCAGCUCCACGCCCAGCCACCAGCGCUGGAGCAACCCAGCAGAGAGCACCCCAGCCUGGGAUACCUCCUUCCACACCUGCCGGCGGCCCCUCACUGAGUACCGCCCCUACGCCCAUGACUUCACCCUGCCCAGGGGGAAAGACUGGGACCAGGUCCAGGACCCGGCCCACAGUGGGAGCAUGAGACAAGUUCAGUUGUCCCAUGGGCUCCCUCGACGGUCUGUCACCGAUGUGGAUCUCUCCGACCCCAACCGCUCAACUAGUUUUGGAAAGUUUGAGAACAAUCGGCAGCAGCCAUCACCAGCCAAGUUAGAAGAAAAUGGAGUCACAUUGGGUGCAGAGGAGUCUGGCGGUGAGAGUAUCGAUCCAACAAAAUCAGCGAGCCUGGGGAAGAAGAUGAAGGCGAUCUCUCUGACCAUGCGCAGAAGGAUGGGCAAGAAGCAUGUCAAAUCCUUCUCAGAGGAAAUGGGGGAUGAGACAGACAGAGACCAUGAAGGAGAAGCAGAGAGCAGUCCUGCUGUGGAGCAAGGCUCUGAGAAGACCAGCAACUCUUUGGAGAGCCUCUACAGUGGCCAGAGCUCCUCCAGCUUAGGUGGUGUGACCAGUGCUUCGGAAGGUUCCAGUACAAGAGACAGUCUGAGGGCGGAUGAGGAUGGGUCCUACCAUGGACAGUUCUGUGGAAAAGCUCGGGUCCACACAGACUUUGUCCCAAGCCCAUAUGACACUGACUCUCUCAAACUUAAGGUUGGCGACAUUAUUAGCAUCAUUAGUAAACCUCCCAUGGGCAUAUGGACCGGCAUGCUGGAAAACAAGGUGGGCAACUUCAAGUUCAUCUACGUUGAUGUUCUGGUUGAGAAAGAGAAAGAGGAAGAAGCCCCUAAGAUCAGACCUCAGAAGGUGUGCAGGAGGCCUCGACCCAAAACACUACUGGAACUACUUGAGCGUCUUCAGCUGGAGGAGUAUGCUUCUGCAUUGCUCCUUAACGGUUAUCAGACCGUGGAGGAUCUGACACACCUGCAGGAGAAGCACCUGAUAGAACUCAACGUGAUGGACCCUGAACACAGACGCAGGCUGCUGGCCGCAGCAGACUACCGCUACAUUGAGAGUGAAGAUGUGAGAGAGAGCGAGGAGCCUAAGUCCUUGUCGUCACACAGUCUGAAGGAAGAGAAGAGCGACUGUCCCAGAGACUCUGGGUGCUUCAUCCCCUCAGAAUGCACCGACAACAGCAAAGAGGAUACAGACAACCAAGGAGAGUCACAUACCGUUUAACCACCCAUGGAUAAAACAAUCAACUAGAAUAUUGUAAAGAGUUACUAUCCUUUAUGUACCACAUCAUGCCUGCAAUGGAUGAACUGUGACACAGUUGUAUUGUCCUUCGAACCAUUUUCCCCCUCUCUGAGCUUUUGUGUAUUAUGCAACUUUUCUAUGUACUUAUUAGACUGCUACAUCAAAAGCAUUUCAGAACAGUUAGGAAAUGCCUUUGGUUUUUGUGAAAGCCUGUCACCAAGAUGUUGACAUAUAUUUGGAUAGCUUGUAAAGGACACUGCGACGGGUGAUGGGAGGAUUGUGUUCCAUUCCGUUCUUAGUGUGUUUGUAAUAUUUCCACUUUAUGAUGGUUAUAUGUAAUACAUUCUGUGUGUGUGUAAGAGUGUUUAUUUGAAUGAUUUUUAAAGAUUUUCAAAAGUAACUGUUUUUGUAAAUACAACUGAAAGUAUAAACAUAAUCUAUGCCAUCCUAAUAAACUAUUUAUGCAACAUUA
Osmerus eperlanus (European smelt) is the source of this 2299-nucleotide messenger RNA. RefSeq names its product SAM domain-containing protein SAMSN-1-like. Gene Ontology annotation, molecular function: protein binding. The coding region runs from base 79 to 1809 and encodes 576 amino acids. The transcript is spliced from 13 exons. Lineage: Eukaryota; Metazoa; Chordata; Actinopteri; Osmeriformes; Osmeridae. The record is from RefSeq and is a predicted model, not a curated record.